Styela clava is the source of this 1634-nucleotide messenger RNA. Its product is annotated as U8 snoRNA-decapping enzyme-like. Gene Ontology annotation, molecular function: phosphodiesterase decapping endonuclease activity; snoRNA binding. The record is from RefSeq and is a predicted model, not a curated record. Gene Ontology annotation, biological process: mRNA catabolic process; sno(s)RNA catabolic process. Gene Ontology annotation, cellular component: nucleus. Lineage: Eukaryota; Metazoa; Chordata; Ascidiacea; Stolidobranchia; Styelidae.
UUCUGUUUUAUUGAACCAAAUAUCUUGGAAUUUGAAUACUGUGCCCUACCGCAAGUCUGCAGUACCAUGGUGAAUAAGGAAUAUAAAUCUGUAAGUAGGCCUAUAUCAGUAUAUAUAAAAAAGUGCACAAUGUUAAUAAUAAUCCUCUAUUGUACUUAUAUUUAAGAAUGAACUAAACUAGCCUACUUUUUGAGUUGAAUUCUGAAAUUGGUGUUUCAUUGCUAAAUUGAGUGUUGUGCCUGUGUGUCACCAUAACUCAAUCACAAUACUUUGAUAUGGAUAGGCCAUGUCUUUGGAAAGACCCUAAUGCUGUUGCAAUAAGCAAGGAAGAAUCUCUUACAUCCAUGAGAGACUGCAAACAUGCAGCUCAUGCAAUGAUUUACAGUUUCUCUAGCAAGAGUUUAUUUGGACGCAUACCAAUGCAACAUAACAUUCUAAUAACGAUGAGGUUUGAUGGUACUUUUGGAUUUCCUGGAGGUCUAAUUAAUAAUAUAGAAGGCUCAGAAAGCAUUGAAGAUGGACUUAAUCGUGAAUUAAGAGAAGAAAUCAAUUUGGAUUUAAAAUUUUUUAUGACCGAAAAUGAAUAUUUUCGUUCUUAUCUUCAGACCCUAGGAAAAGGAAAAUUGGUCAAUCACUUUUAUUUAAAACAAGUAUCCGAAAGUGAAUUUUUUGAUAUUGAAAAACGUUGUAUUGAUGCUGGUGAUUGGGGCACAGAAACGCUAGGUAUUGUGCGUGUUCCUGUUCAAGAGAAAGCUGGUUAUCAUCAAAAAAAUUCCCCAAUUGUGAACUUCUUACGUCAUAAUUUUGUUGGGAAUGCAAAGCAAGAACUCGUUGAGGGAAUGAUAAAAUGUGAUAUUUUUUCACAUGACGAAAUGCUGAAAAUAUGGAAGAUGUCAGGGAGAGUAAAAUAAUUUUCUAGCUUGUCUAACGUUAGAUGAAGUUUCACAUAAUUUUAAGUAUAAUUUCACACAAUUGAACAAGGCUUUGAAAAAGCAGUCACUGAUGAUAAGUUCAUACCGGACCUCAUUCUUUUUUUAAAUAUAAAAUAUAUCUCGCAUAUGAUUUUCAUUGUGGAAAAUUGAAAGCUAGAGUUAUAAAUGAGUUUUAUAUUAUUAUGAGAGUAUUCUGCACUUGGAGUAAUUAUUCCCUAAACCUUUAUAUGGUUACUUAGAACUCACUGUAUUUUUUGUUUACCGAUAUGUUAUUGGUGAUUUUGUUUGCUUGUGACAUUCUAAAGAUUUCAGUUUCAUUCCUUGUUCUCUGCAUUAUUGUUUUUUCCAUUAUUAUUAUUUAUUUACAUUAAUUACUUUACAUUCUACUAUUCUAUAACUUUUGAAAAAUUUACGAAUUUGUUUUUAGAGAGUUAGGUAAUAAAAUUGUAAUUGUUGUUUUUAUUUGUAUUCCUGUAAAACACUUUUUGUUUUAUUUCUGAGUUUGGUACAAUCAAGCAACUAUUUUCAAAUUUGAGGAAAUCGCAAAUGUUAACAAACCAGUUUGAUUUGUAUCAUCGAACAAAAAAAAUUUACAAUUCAUGUUAUAGCCUAUCUUUGUGUGUGACAUUCAUUAUUAAAUAGUAUAUGAGGUGUUUAUAAAGUCCUGUUACAAUUUUCAAAAUUUUUAUAGGAAAUUAUUAC